Messenger RNA from Trifolium pratense (red clover), 1067 nucleotides. Its product is annotated as single-stranded DNA-binding protein WHY2, mitochondrial. NCBI's taxonomy places the organism in Eukaryota, Viridiplantae, Streptophyta, Magnoliopsida, Fabales, Fabaceae. The transcript has 8 exons. The record is from RefSeq and is a predicted model, not a curated record. Bases 165 to 869 code for a protein of 234 amino acids. Gene Ontology annotation, biological process: defense response; regulation of DNA-templated transcription. Gene Ontology annotation, molecular function: single-stranded DNA binding.
CCGAAGCUUGGGCCGAAACUGGGCCAGCUUAUGAAGCUACGGUUUGAUCGUUUCUCAGUAGACGACGCCGUUUAACAAAACGACGACUCAGCAUUUGAAUUGAACACUAGCGCAAACAUAAACCCCAGUUCAGAGUAAGAGAGAAAAGAGAAAGCGUUCCAAAAAUGUUGAAACUUUAUCGCAUGCUUCCUUCAUCUUCAUCUUCAUCUUCCAGGAAUCAGUUAUUGCAAAUUCUUUCGUAUAGGAAACUUGAAGUUAGGGAUUUCUCCACUUCCACAAAUAACUAUUCUGCUGCUAAAGGAUAUGCUUCAGAUCGUAUAUUUGCUCCUUAUUCUGUUUACAAGGGAAAAGCUGCAUUCUCACUCAGUCCUUGUCUUCCAACUUUCACUAAAUUGGAUUCUGGGGCUCUUGUGGUUGAUCGUCGCGGUUCAAUAAUGAUGAGUUUCAUGCCUGCUAUUGGGGAGCGCAAAUAUGACUCCGACAAGAAACAAAGAUUUGCCCUAUCAGCUACUGAAGUUGGUUCUUUGAUAGCCAUGGGUCCCCAAGAUUCAUGUGAAUUCUUUCAUGACCCCUCAAUGAAGUCAAGUAAUGCUGGUCAAGUAAGGAAGAGCUUAUCAAUUAAGCCUCAUAGCAAUGGCUACUUUGUCUCUCUGAAUGUUGUUAACACCCUGUUGAAUACGAAAGACAAUUUCAGUGUUCCUGUUACAACUGCUGAGUUUGCUGUGAUGAAGACAGCUUGCAGUUUUGCAUUGCCACACAUUAUGGGUUGGGAUCGUCUAACUAGUCCGACUAAUCAGCAGUCAAGUGGGAAAGUCAGCUUUCAACCGAAGACGAACUCACACAUUUUAGACUUGGAAUGGGAAAAGUGAAUUAUUGUUCGGAAAUAUGAAACGAAUCCUUUUUUGUGCUGCAAUUCCAUUUUGUGUAUUAUCAAUCCAAAAACUAUGUUGGCGUGGAAAAAAUAACUUGUAAAUUGUAGUAAUAUGUAAGAAAGAGGCAUGAGAACGAUGAAUUAUGAAAUGUCUGACGCCGCUUCGCAGCUAGUCAAGUUACUGUUAUUGUGUUGA